Molecule: messenger RNA, 12237 nt
Organism: Fusarium graminearum PH-1
Lineage: Eukaryota; Fungi; Ascomycota; Sordariomycetes; Hypocreales; Nectriaceae
Exons: 4
Coding region: 1-11976 (3991 amino acids)
Biological process (GO): protein polyubiquitination; positive regulation of protein catabolic process; proteasome-mediated ubiquitin-dependent protein catabolic process
Molecular function (GO): ubiquitin-protein transferase activity
Source: RefSeq, a predicted model, not a curated record
AUGGGGAAGAUAACCAAGCCCAUGCAACAAAAGCACAAGGACACCUUGUCUCCUUGGCUAAAAGCUUACGUUGAAACCGCCUCAACAGUACCUCUACCCCACUUGCCAAAAGAGCUCGCUAGCUUUCCCUCGCGAUGGCCCUUCGGACGUGGUGAUUUGUACCACUGGAUACCCCUUCUGAACCGAUUUGAUAGCAUCCUUGAACAUUUCUGCGCCGCAUACAAACUGAACGAGGGCCCCCAAGCUCGCGAUUUUGAGUGCGAUGUGCUGCUUAACCAGGACAAAGAAUCUGCUUUUAGUAGCGAGAAGCAAUGGUCAGCGAAGGAGUUGACAGACCUGGGCUUCUCAUCAGACGGAGACCGGCAACUAGUGGAAGCAGUGCUGCGCUUCACUCGCAUGCUAUUGGAGCAUUGUGGUAACAGGAGCAUUUAUGCCAGCAGCGCUCACCUCAAUGACCUCCUCCACACUACAUCUUUGAGUGUCCUUAUUGCCACACUUGAAGUUGGUUCAGAGUUGGCUCAGCGGUAUCAAGCCUCCGUGAAGCGCAUAAUAACCCCUUCGAGGCAGAUCAGCACCGCACUACUUGCCAACCACUAUAAUAUCGAUCUCGACAGAGUCCAGCAGCUUGCCCUGCCUUUUGUCAAGACACCGAUCAUCAACCUAUCGGACCCCGUGCCAUUAAACACACCCGGAUCGGCUAAAGGGAAAGAUCGUGCGCCAGGAGGAAGUUCCAAGACAGCCAACUCCAUGCACGCGAAUGAUCUAGUUGCUCUUGCAGCUUCGGAUGGCAAACGGUGGGUAGGUUGGGGCGAUGUCAAGGUGAUCUAUUAUCCGCAGACCACCCAAAAUGAGCCAACCGGUGGCGAUGACAGUCGCGCAUCAGUGCCAUCUACACCAACACCGCUUCGUCGUAGCUCCACGAUGGCAUCUCAACAUCAGACCCCGAAGAGUCGGAGCAACCUUGACGACUCAUCUCCACUUGGACCUCGGACACCUGGUAACGCUGAAGACUCGGCCUCGGCUGGAUCCAAAGUCUUUGAAUUACCGCAGUCUGUUGUUUCUUCAGCCUCUAUCUACCGGCUGAUGGCAUCCGUUCCUGCGGACCUUCCCCCGACAGCGAAGUACGAAGUUUUUCAUAGGAUUAGAGCCUCUAAAGCCCUUAUGGGCUCUAACGAAUCACGCCAACAAUUAUUGGCUGUGCGUCUCUUGUCUAUUAACAAUCUCGCCUAUAUCCACGGCGAAGCAAACUUCCUGGAAAAGGUGCUUCGUCAAGAUGCAGAUGAAACUCGCAGAUUCCAGCUUGUUUACCAGCUAGCUGAACUCAUCCACCCCACGGCUCAUGGAAACGUUGAUGUUCCGUUAUGGCUACAGGCUGUGGCUCUUGCCUUGCUUGAGGCUAUAUCGAACUUCCAAGCCAGGUGUCAGGAUGUCUUGUCUGCUCUGAAUGCAAACGUCAACCAUGGAAUCUUGCUUUAUGUCAUUAGAAAGGCGGUUGCUGGGAUGAAGGAGGACGAUGACAGCGACAAAGGCAACCAGGUGACAGAAAUGGACGAAUGGCGCAACAAUCUCUUUUCUCUCACCCUUCACCUUUCCAUGUCCACACGAGUGGGAAGCGAGAUGGUGUCGGCAGGACUUAUGGAGAUUCUAGUCGAGAUCUUGAACAUUAGGUCAGCUGUCGCACAGCGAAACCAUUCCAUGGUUCUUGCGUUUCUAGAUGGUUUGAUAUGGACCUAUCAGAAUGCCUUUACUGCCUUCUUCAACGCCAAAGGCCUCGAUGCAGUAUCUCAAUUGGUUGUGGAUACUGUCCAGGAAGCGCAGACUUUGCACCAAGUAGGGCAAGGCAUUUCAAAGAGCCAACAGUCGGGACAAGUUGACUAUGAAAUUCCGUACUACCAACAGCAGACACUCAAAUGGCUUCUCAAGUUCGUUCAUCACAUCAUGUCCAACUCAUACAGCUAUGGUGGUAACUACGAUCGUUUACUCCGCAAUCUCGUUGACAAGUCAGAUCUUCUCGGGAAGUUGCGGGACAUCAUCGAAGACAAGAAGACCUUCGGCUCCGUUGUCUGGACGAACUCUGUUACUAUUCUUGGUGAUUUUAUCAACAACGAUCCGACCAAUUUCCCCGCCAUCUCCGAGUCUGGUAUGAUCAAGACGUUCCUGGAAGCUGUCACCAACAGACCACUACCAAGUGAAGUAUUGAUUGAGCAGAAAUCAUCAGAUAAAGAUGAAGACGACGAAAACAACUCCACAGGAAACACUGUCAGCUCGCUCGUUGCAAAUGAUCCCCGACCACAUCCUCCCACAGAGCAAGCACUCCGGGAGUCAUCUCGUGGACCGUUGGCAGCGGGGAUUCUGCCGUCAACAGAUGCCAUCACCGUUGUACCGCAGGUUCUCAGCUCCAUAUCUCUCAACAAUGCGGGUAUGAACCUAGUAGUAGCCUCACGGGCUUUUGAUGCCUUCUUGGAAAUUUUCGAAAGUCCUGCACAUGUACGAUGCAUGGAGCUUGAUGGAGAACUCGCCAACAACGUUGGAGGGAGCUUCGACGAGCUUGCCCGCCACCAUCCGGCGUUGCGGCCAGCCAUUGCGAACGCUGUAAUCGACAUGGUUGCCCGCAUUCGUUUUCUCGGAAUUGAAAAAGCGAGAAAUGAUGGAUGGGGUGCCCGGUUGUUGCUAGUGGACUCAGAGGGCAAGACUGUAUCUGUGGACGAGAACGGAAAUGCGUCAUCACCAAGCGUGUCUUCUGAGAAGACGCAGAGUCAGGACAUCUCUGGUGAUGCAGAUGUGAGCAUGUCUGAUGCUGUGCCAUCGAAUGAUGCGGACUCCGAGUCCCGCAAAGAUGAAGGGUCAUCUUCGCCAAACCAGUCAAUUACGCCUUACAUCUAUGCCCUGGGAUACUUUUUGGGCUCUUACAUGUCGAAUCAGGUACUCAAGAACAGUUUUGUAGAUGAGGGAGGCCUAGAGUUGUUGCUGGACAUCUGCGAGUCCCCAAGCCUGCCCACCAACUUUUGCGACACAAUGGCCUCGAGGAAUCUCACCCAAGUUGUCUCCCAGCUCGUGGAUGGUUUCCCAGUCCGCGGUCUACCUUCUCUCAUCAGGCGAGCUCAGUUGGCGAUUGACACCUUAAAACCUCUCUCUGAUAAAACAGACACCUUACCUCCGUACUUCGCACCUUUCCUUGCUGCCGACCUCAAGUUGGCGCAGAACGACCAGGAACCUGCUGCGGUAAAGAAUGGCACCAAGAUGAUCAAGGCUUUGUUGAAUGCACAGACAUUUAUUAAGAUAAUAUCUGACUGCUUUUGUACAACAAGGUCCAAUUCUCUGACGUUCUAUCCGGUCAAUGUCUGGGAUUACUACCUCGACCUGGUGAACUCAAUUGGACCACUUCUACGUGGAGUCCUUACAGAGGAGGCAGGAGAGCUAAACGCAGUCCCCCAACACUGGUCGUUUAAGCGCCAACCAUCCUCGGAAGCAUCGCUAAAUGCCAUUAGUUCUGAACCCGAUGCGGGAGACAAUACUUUGAUACCAGACAUACUGAGCGGCACAGUGGUGUUCCAACCGAAGGCGUCUUCGGAUGAAACGAAGCCGAACCGUCCCACAGAGGAAGAGCAAGCCAGUCCUUGCUACCAGAAUUACGAGACACUUCGACAUCUAUUGCACCCUAUGAUCCCAACGACUUUCCCUCUUUUCCAAACGCUCGGAAAGUCCUUACUGCCCCGCCGGGAGAGAGACCCCCGUGAUGGCUAUCAACGCCCUCGUCACUUGGAGAUCGCCAAAGCCCUUGCAAAUGCAAUUCUUAGCCAGCUGAGGCCAUCGGUUGCCAUCAUGGAACCUACUUCUAAGGAUUUCCAUUUCUGGAUCAUCAUGUUGCAUACUAUCAGUGAAAUGGUGGUUGAUCAGCCCAAUCCUCGACCAAGCGAUCGUUCAGGCGUGCAUAUCAUAUUGCCCGUUCUCAUUGCUUUCAAAGAAGAGGGUGGAAUGGAUGUUCUAAAUUCAAUGCUCAGGAUAUUUGCCGAAGCAGUUCGCAAGGGCCCAGACGUCGCCGCAGACGAAACUUCCAGAUCCAAGGUCGCUGCUUUCGGCCUCAAGAAGGUCCUGGACCUGGUUUUAGUAUUGGUCAAUGGCAAGCCACUCGCUGACGCCUCACAAGUAUUCGGCCUGCAACCUCGCUCUGCAGACAGGUCUUCGCAUACCUACCAGCAGUUUGUGGUAGAGUUCAGAGCCUCCGUUCUUCCUGACAUUACCAAGCUCUGGGAUUCCGAGUUCGUGGAAAAAGUACCACAUCAAACCGUGACGUGCCUGAUCGACAUCCUCAAGUUGAUCGCCACUGGCGAGCAUGAGCCUUCACCAUCUUCAAGAGAUAGGCCGGCUUUCCACCUCUUUGAUUACACAGACGUCCGGUUCGAUUGGCGUUCUCAGCGCGACGCUAUCGAGGAGUUGCGUCUGAAAGGAUACGAGACAGACCUAAUUCACGAAGCACUAUUCCGGGCUAAUGGAAGUGUGGGUGCCGCAGAGAUGUAUUGUUCAGCUCAUCAAGCUGGUCUCGCUGGCGCACGCAAUCCGAUCCCGCCUAUGGACUCCGACACUUCUGUCUUGCAGGAGACCUCGCAAGAAUCCUCAGGUGCCAACGAGACAGAAGGCACAAAUGCAGCUAGCAGCGCGGAAACAGACCGCAUGUCCCUUGAUGGCCCACCGGAAAUUGCUACCCCGGACCUCGCGGACAGAUUCCUCGGAGAAGCACUGGGUGAAAUUAUUGAUCCACCUCAAACUACAGAUGAUAUUCGCGAAUCCCAAAACGUGACGACUGCAACACCAGUGAAUGUUUCGGAAGAAUCUCACAAGAAGGAGAAAGAACCUUCUCGGGCUGCCACAAGGGAAGAUGUCGACAAAUUUAGAGCCGAGCUGCGCACGAACCUGAUUGACAGGUGUCUUGAUGUCGUUCGUGCUCACCCCGAAACCGCGAUCGAGGUAUCUGAGCUUAUUCGGACAAUGACUUUGAAGCAACAACCUCUUAAUGAGACUGACGACGAGAUCGGCCAGACUCUGGCUUUGGCACUGUCUUCACUGGCUCAAAACGAGGAUGAAGACAAGCAACGCAAUGGGAAGUGUAUUGCCGCUUAUGCCCAUCUGCUAGCAUUGCUCUUGCAGGACGAGCGCUUCUUUAACAACAAUGUGGCGAGCCUCGAGGACCACAUUGGCGAGUACAUUGGCUUCUUGAAGGUUCCACCGUCGACGUCGAGCGAGGAGAUACCACCCUGGAUCCCUUACAUCCUUCUCGUCAUCGAGACACUUCUUCGACAUGACGAGCGUCCUGUUGCCGCACAGUGGAAAACACCAAAAUCCGAAGACGAAGCCGUCUCAGAACCCAUCAUUCAAGUGCGAACUCUAACUAUUGGCGAUGAGCAGCGUGCACACGUUUUGGAAUUUGUGCUCGAAAUGCUUCCCCGCAUCGGAAAAGAAGAAACCCUCGCCGUUGCUGCGCUCCGAAUUCUGGCCAUCUUAACCCGCAACCGACGCCUCGCUAAGGUGGUUGGGGACAAGAAGAACCUGCAACGGCUGUUUCUUAUGGCAAAACAACUGUCGGGUUCUGGCUCUGAGAGAUUCAAGCAAAGCAAGCUUACUGCCCACAUCAUGACCGUGCUACGCCAUAUUGUCGAAGAUGAAGAGAUCAUCAAACAGAUCAUGCGUGCUGAGAUCAAGACCGGUUUUCCAACUCUGCAAAGAACGCAACGCGGUCAUCCUGAUGUCCAGAGUUAUUUGCGGCAAAUGGCACCGAUUGCUCUACGUGCUCCAGACCUCUUUGUUGAGGUCACAAACGAGUUACUCCGCUUUACGAGAUGGGCAUCAACUUCCAAUGACACCUCUCGUACCCAAGUGCUUGCAUUAAAGGAGGAACCUACCGAAACGAGUACGGACAAGGUUAAUGAGAAUGGGGAGGAUGGGACAGAGCAAGAAAUCAAACCGUCCACGGAGCCUGUAGAUAAGGAAAUGGUGGAUGCACCGAAGCCACACGAGAGCAAGAGGCCUGUUGUCGAAAACCCUGAUGGCGUCAUUCAUUUCCUUCUCUGCGAGUUGCUCAACUAUCGUGAGGUUGAUGACAAGGAAGUACCAGUGGCCGAGAAGGACUCCAAACCCGACGCUGGGUCAAACCCUGAAGACACUUCUUCAUCGCCCAAUGAUAUCAAUGCAACCGACGCAAAGGACAAAAAGCCAUCUAAACCCGUUUUCAAGUCAGAGGAGCACCCCAUAUUUAUCUAUCGCUGCUUCUUACUGAAUUGUCUUGCUGAGCUUUUGCAAAGCUACAACAGAACGAAGAUGGAAUUCAUCAAUUUCAAGCGGAAUGCUCCCUUGACUACAAGCACGCCAAUCAAACCCCGCUCAUCAGUUCUUAACUACCUGAUCUAUGAUUUGCUCUGCCAGGGCAACUUGAGCGGAACAGCUGAUAGCAUCGCCGGAAAGAAGAAAGCCGCAACUUCGGUGCAGACUCAGAGGGUCUUGGUUGCACUCGUCACCAAGACAAGUGAGAAGGCCAUUGACCGCGGAAAAGACAAGUUUGCGUACGACGACGAACCCGACCUCUUGUUCGCGCGCAAAUUUGUUCUCGAUACUAUGCUCAAGGCCUACGAAAGAGCACCCUUCUCUGAUGACGUAUUGGAAACAAGAUACUCACGCAUGCAGUGCCUAGCCGAGCUCAUGAAUCAAAUGGUUGGUGAGAAAGACAAAGACCAGGGAGCGCCUGUACGAGGUGCUGACAAUGUGGUGGCCCGGUCACAUGCUCAGUUACGACGACUGAUGUAUGAGAAGGGCUAUCUUGAAAAACUGACAGCAUCUAUCGCUGAGAUCAACCUCAACUACCCAGGCGUCAAACGUGCCAUCAAGUACAUCCUUCGCGUGCUACGGGUCCUCACCGAGACGGCUAAAGAGUUGAGUCACUCCAAUAUCCUCCUCCCUUCAGAUUCUCUGUCCGAUACGGCAGACGACGAUCUCGGUUCCACCUCCUCACUCUCUGACCUCGACGACCGCGAGGAGACUCCUGAUCUAUAUCGUAACUCUGCCCUUGGAAUGCUCGAGCCUCGUGGCGAAGACGAUGAUUCUGACGACGACGAAGAGGAUGACGACGACGAGGAUAUGUAUGGGGAUGAUUAUGACGACGAGAUGGAAUACGGAGAUGAUGACAUCUCAGAUGAAGAAAAUAUUAGUGAUGAUGACGAAGAACUUGGUGACAUGGGUCAAAUCGAAGGCCUCCACGGCGAACCAGGCGUCGUUGAAGUUAUCAUGGAUGAAGACGAUGAGGAUGACGAUAGUGAUGAAGAAAUCGACGAUGAGGAUGAAGCGGAGUCUGCUGAUAUGGAGGAUGUGGAAAAUCAGGUCGAAAUUGUUGACGAGGACGGAAAUCCUCUUGACGAUGAUGGAAACUCGGAUUGGGAGAGUGCCAGCCACGAUGAUGACGAUGAAGACCAGGAGGAGGACGACCUGGAGUAUGAUGGACAUGUUCACGAAGAGCAUAUGCACAUGCCAGGCGAUAUUCUCGAUGGCAUGGCUCGUGCCAUCAUGGGAGAAGGUGACGUCUACGAUCCAGAUAUGAUGGAUGGCUUGGAAGAUCACUAUCUCGAUGAGGGCCAUGAUGAGGACGAGGAAGACGAGGAUGAGGACGAGAUGGAAGAUGACGAAUAUCUUUACGACGAUGAAUAUCCCGUGGAUGAUCAACCUCAGCCAAUGCCAGCUCUCGGCUGGGACGCCAUGACAGGCGAGAGUGAUGCGCGACGACAAAUGUUCAUCAUGGAAAGCCAGCACCGUCGACGCCUCAUACGAAAUGACAAUCGUGGUGCUUUCCCGCCAAGCUUCAUAGUUGGUAACCGUGAAAUGACCGGGGACUUCCGCAACUUCUUUUCACGCAACCACCAGCCCAGGCCUCAAAGCAAUGCUGAUGAUGGUACCAACCCACUUUUGAGACGUGGUGAUCAGAACCAGGAUAGCCCACAGCGCACUGGACCUAACCAUUCUUUUGGCUUGCGAGUUCCUGAGGCUAUUUUCGGUCCAGGUGGUCGAAACGCAGACGGACCUAUGGGUUUCUUAAGUGAAAUAAUGGAGUUCCUGCCAAUCAUGGGACGGAAUGGACAGCAUGCGUUCCACCUCCAAAUCACCGGCCCAACCGGCAAUCGCGAUUCUAGAGAACUUGGUGCCAUUCGGACCUCUCGCACGGAUCAAAGACGUGAAGGACUAAACCAAGACCCAUCCCAAGCUGUUUCCUUUGCUAUUGAUGGUACAAUGGAACGUUACCAAGAAGAAGCUAGGAUGAUUUUCGGUACCAACAUUACAACAGAAGUGGCUAAACUUCUGAACAUCGUUAUGGCCAAACUCACGCCUGCCGCGAUGGAACUGGAGAGGAAACUGAAGGCCGAAGAGGCAGAACAACAAAAGCGUGACGAAGAGGAACGCAAGAAGCGUGAGGAGGAACAGCGUCUAGCGCGUGAGGCAAGGGAAGCUGAAGAAAAGGCGGAGAGAGAGAAGCAAGAGGCCGAGGCGCGCGAGGCUGCCGAACGCGCAGCGUCUGAAGCUGCCGCUGUGAGCCAAGCCGCUCCCGCCCAGGCUGAAGGCGUUGAGAGCGCAAUGGAAGGCGUUGAGCCAACUGGACAAAGAGACGCAGAUCACCCUGAUCCUGCCACGCAGAGCGACGGUCCCCGUGUUAUGACCACCAUCAGAGGCGAAGAAGUCGAUGUCACCGAACUAGGUAUCGAUCCUGAUUACAUCGCAGCUCUGCCCGAGGAGUUCCGCGAGGAGGUCAUCGCUCAGGCAAUCAGCACCCGCAGAUCCGAGGCCCGAGAGGAGACAAACGGCAACUCGACCGAAGCCUUCCAGGAGUUUCUGGAUGCCCUUCCCGAAGAGUUGCGCAUGGAGAUUGCUCAGCAGGAGCGCCAGGAGCAACGUCGCCGUGCCCGCGAAGAGAACAACCGUCAAGCCUCCGCUAGUGCUGGUCAAGCCGUUGUUCCAGAAAUGGAUACUGCUAGUAUUCUUCUGACAUUCCCCCCCGAGCUUAGACAGCAAGUUUUGAUGGAUCAAGGGGAAGAACUGAUGGAUCAGCUUACUCCAGAGAUGGCAGCCCAGGCCCGAGCUUUAGCUCAGCAGAAUGUCCACCCGGCCGUUGUUGGCCGCAGUCCUCCUGUCGUCAACUCAGCUCGCCAGGCUGGACCGCCAGUACCUCCUGAAGGGGCAAAGGUACAGCGCCGCACGGUUGUUCAGAUGCUCGAUAAGGCUGGGGUCGCCACGCUGCUACGCCUGAUGUUCAUUACCCAGCAGGGAUCAAUUCGGAACCACUUGUUCAACGUCUUCGCUGAUGUAUGUGAGAACAAGCAGACCCGCCUCGAGGUGAUCAGCACUCUGCUCCAGAUUUUGCAAGAUGGCAGCACAGAUAUGGGUGCUGUAGAGCGUAGCUUCGGUCAACUAUCUCUGAAAGCACGAAGACCCAAGGACAAGGGUCAGGAGUCUGAACUGAAACCCCCCCAGCCUCUCAAGAGAAGUCUGACUGGUCUAGCUGCUGGCAACACUACACAGACAAACUCAGAAACCUCGCCUCUUCUGAUUGUUCAGCAGUGCCUAGACCUCUUAGUCGAGCUAUCUGCGAAGAACCCUCAUAUUCAAUGGCUCUUCCUAACAGAACACGAAGCUGUCGGCUCUAAUCUCAAGCGAUCCUUGAGCCGCAAAGGCAAGGGCAAGGACUCGAAGUCACACAAGUACGCUAUCAACUCGUUGCUAUCGCUUUUAGACCGCGACCUAGUUAUGGAGAGCUCUGUGGUCAUGACUCACCUGGCCGAUCUGCUCAACCGAGUGACGCUACCACUUCAAAAUCUGGAGCGGCGUCGAAAGGAAGCCGAGGAUGAACUGAAAGCCAUUGAUACCAAGCCAGAAGAGCAUGCUGCAGCAGAACCCCCCACCGGGCAGCCCUCAGACACAGAGCCAGCGGAGGCAAGCACUGCUGAUGAACCCAGCGCUGCCAAAGAGGAGAGCAAAGAGAAUGUCCCUGCCGAUGACGCAGCAGAGAGACAAGAGAAGAGAGAUUCAGUCCAAAAGAAACUCCGACAACUGCAGCCGCCUGUAGUUCCUGCCCAGAACUUAACCUUGGCCGUGAGAAUUUUUGUUGCUCGAGAGUGCAGCUCCAAAACCUUCCAAAACACUAUCUCGACAAUCAAAAACCUUUCAGCCAUUCCAGGAGCUAAGGCGAUAUUCGGACAGGAGCUCGUUCAUCAAGCUAGGCUCUUGAGUGAGAAUAUCGUGGCUGAUCUAGAUGACCUUUUGCCCCAUAUCGAAAAGGCAUCUUCAGGUACCGAGAUUCAAGGCGUUGCUCUCGCCAAGUUCUCACCAGGAGCGUCCGAACAAAACAAGCUUCUUCGCGUUUUGACCGCUUUGGAUCACCUCUUUGACACCAAGAAGAAAGCUGACGAAGCCGAGUCCAACAAGAACAAGGACGAGAGACACGAUCUAGUCACCUCACUUUACCACAACUCGACAUUCUCGGCGAUGUGGGACAAGCUGAGCGCCUGUCUUAGUGCUAUUCGUCAACGCGAAAAUAUGCUCAACGUGGCGACCAUUUUAUUGCCAUUAAUCGAGUCUCUAAUGGUUGUUUGCAAGAACACCACUACCAACGAUGACCCCCAACAGAAGGACAUGGUCCUGUCAAGCCCGCCACCCGAGUCUCGUACAGCUAGUCUUUUCUUUAGCUUUACCGAGGACCACCGCCGCAUCCUCAAUGAGCUCGUUAGGAGCAACCCCAAGCUCAUGUCAGGCACCUUCGCCCUGCUUGUCAAGAAUCCCAAGGUACUGGAGUUUGACAACAAGCGCAACUACUUCAACCGCAGUGUGCACUCACGAUCCGGCAACAGCCAGAGUCGGUCAAACUACGCUGCCCUACAACUCUCCGUCCGCCGUGAGCAUGUUUUCCAUGACUCUUUCAAGCACUUGUACUUCAAAUCGGGCGAUGAGAUGAAGUUUGGCAAGCUCAACAUCCGAUUCCACGGAGAGGAAGGUGUCGAUGCCGGCGGUGUCACUCGCGAGUGGUUCCAGGUGCUGUCACGACAAAUGUUUGACCCCAACUACGUGCUCUUCACGCCUGUGUCUUCAGAUCGUACGACAUUCCACCCGAACAAACUCAGCGGCAUCAAUGAUGAGCAUUUGUUAUUCUUCAAGUUCAUCGGUCGUAUCAUCGGCAAGGCAUUGUACGAAGGUCGCGUUCUUGACUGCUACUUUAGUCGUGCUCUGUACAAGCGAAUUCUAGGCAAAUCUGUCUCGGUUAAGGAUAUGGAGUCCUUCGACCCCGACUAUUACAAGUCUCUGUGUUGGAUGCUGGACAACGACAUCACAGACAUCAUCACCGAGACCUUCUCAGUUGAGGAUGAUGAGUUUGGCGUUACCAACGUCGUAGACCUCAUUCCUAACGGCCGAGAGAUCGCAGUCACUGAAGAGAACAAACACGACUAUGUUCGGUUGGUGGUCGAGCACAAGCUAUUGUCUUCAGUCAAGGAGCAAAUGGCGCAUUUCCUUCAAGGCUUCCACGACAUCAUCCCAGCAGAACUGAUCUCCAUCUUCAACGAGCAAGAGCUAGAGCUCUUGAUUUCCGGUCUGCCUGAUAUUGAUAUUGACGACUGGAAGAGCAACACUGAGUACCAUAACUACACUCCAUCAUCGCAGCAGAUUCAGUGGUUUUGGCGAGCUCUGAGAUCCUUCGAUAAGGAAGAACGUGCGAAAAUGCUGCAAUUUGUUACUGGAACCAGCAAGGUUCCCCUCAACGGCUUCAAGGAGCUUGAGGGUAUGAACGGCGUUAACCGAUUCAAUAUCCAUCGCGAUUAUGGCAACAAAAACCGACUGCCCUCUUCGCACACCUGUUUCAAUCAACUUGACCUUCCUGAGUACGAGAGCUACGAUCAUCUGCGCUCUCAAGUUAUGAAGGCUAUCACGGCAGGAAGCGAAUAUUUCGGCUUCGCGUAAUUUUGUCAAUUUAUGCAUUGCAAGCGUGUUGGAGGAUGAAACUAGACGGGGAGAGGAACGAAAACAGACGACGGUAGUUAAUUAUGUUUUGGGGACUGGUUUCUUAUUAGCAUUGGUGGCGGAAUACUCUAGGAUGUUUCUGAUCCUGAGCCAUCUGGUGUAGCAUCGUUGAUUUAACGCAGAGAGUCUGGGAGAAGUGCAGGUCUCCCUUGGCUGCUUGCUUUUACAAGACGAAUAGCUUACAGAAGUGGGGUUGGGCAU